Messenger RNA from Nymphaea colorata (pocket water lily), 1422 nucleotides. RefSeq lists its product as uncharacterized. The record is from RefSeq and is a predicted model, not a curated record. Gene Ontology annotation, cellular component: cytoplasm. Gene Ontology annotation, biological process: tricarboxylic acid cycle. Lineage: Eukaryota; Viridiplantae; Streptophyta; Magnoliopsida; Nymphaeales; Nymphaeaceae.
AUGCUCGCUGAUGAUGCUAAACAAGCUCUUGGAGUAGAUGGUGCUCUUUGGCUUGACUGGUGGCUUUGCUUCAGGCUUCGGCCUCAACUGGAUGGGUUUCUCAACGAUAGGUUUCCUAUCCUCAAGGGGUCACUCGGGCAUGAUCUGAUCGACGUUCGAUCAUUACUCUCUCAAGCCAAUCUGCUCACCUACGAUCCAGGAUUCAUGUGCACUGCAAGCUGCAUCUCCAAUAUCUGCUACAUCAACGGUGAGAAGGGAGAAUUGCUUUACCGUGGCUACCGCAUCGAGGAUCUGGCAUAUCAUUCAACCUAUAUGGAGACAUGCUACUUACUACUGUACGGCACUUUGCCAUCGCAUAGCUAACUCACCAAGUUCGAAGAGGUAGUCUUGGGAGAGAUGAUGAUCAAUUAAAAAAUGAUAGAGUUUUAUAAAGGAUUCAGAAGCUAAGCUCAUCCCAUGGCCAUCAUGGUUGGCGUCGUUGGAGCCCUUUCUGCCUUCCUCCACUCAGACUAUGAUCUUCAACCCACGGAUAGGCAGGAAAUGGCCAUCAAAUUGAUAGCUAAAAUGCCAACUCUUGCUGCCUACGCCUAUCGUACUGCUAUGGGUCUUCCUAUAGUGUAUCCCAAAAAAAAUUUCGGCUACAUGAAAAAUUUCCUCUACAUGAUGUUCUCUAACCCAAUGAGUGAUAAAUUCGAUAUUGACCCGGAAAUCAUUCGCGCCCUGUAGGUCAUAUGGAUUUGCCACGCCGAGCAUGAGCAAAAUGCAUCAACCUCUACCGUCCGUAUCGCUGGCAGCUCGCAUGCCAAUCCCUUCGCUUGCAUCGCAGCAGGCAUAGGAUCACUGUGGGGACCCUAUCACGGUGGAGCCAAUGAAGCUGUCCUCAAUAUGCUUGAAGAAAUUCUCAACGAGGGUGCCUCGAUUCAGGAUAUCAUCAGUCGUUCCAAAGAUAAAAACUCUAACUUCCGUCUUAUGGGAUUUGGGCAUCGCGUUUACAAAAAUUUUGACCCUCCCACUAUCAUGCAGAAGAUGUGCUACACGGUUCUAGAAACCAUUCAGGAUAAUGAAACGAAGCCUCUUCUUGAUCUUGCAAUCAACCUCGAAAAGGAAGCCCUUGCCGACGAUUACUUCAUCAAGCGAAAGCUUUACCCCAACGUAGACUUCUACACAGGUAUUGUCUACAAGGCUAUCGGCAUUCCCAAGGAUAUGUUUACUGUCCUUUUUGCAGUCUCAAGAAGCGUGGGUUGGAUGGCACACUGGUGCGAGAUGAUGAACGAAAACACGAACCGCAUUAGCCGUCCGAGGCAAAUGUACGUGGGAUCUAAGCACCGCUAAUACGAAAAAGUGGAGGACAGGAGUAACGAGGACUCACGAGUGCUUGAGAUGCCAAAGCUAUGCAAGCUUACUAGUCUCAUGAAGUUGUGA